AUGCCAAAAUUUGUUGAGUUGAACAAUAGGGAACCGGCAAGACAUAGUUCAUACAUAACCACAAUUCUAGACUUGAAUGAAAUUCCAGACUUGAAAGAAGAGCCAGACUUGAAUGAAAUUCCAGACUUGAAGGAAGAGACAGACUUGAAUGAAAUUCCAUACUUGAAGGAAGAGCCUCAAUCAUGCUACAAUCAUCGACUAAUAGAUGAAAUCCAAGUGAUGUUUCAUCCUUACAUCACACAUAUACAAGAUGUAGAGGGGGAUGGAAACUGUGGAUUUCGAGCAAUAUCUGUUUGUCUUGGGUAUGGCGAGAAUGACUGGCUCUAUGUUCGACGUCAACUACUAGACGAGUUAUUGAGUUCGUACGAUGCAUAUGCUAGAGUUUUCACUGAUGGAAUCGGUGAACUAUAUACUUCGUUGGAUUUCUUAGAAUCACCGGCACCUAAAAGAUACUGGUUACUUAUGCCUGAAACAGGUAUCCUCAUUGCCAACAGAUUUGGUGUAGUCCUUACUUUUUUAACCAACCAAGGCUCUCUCACUUUCUUUCCUCUUUGGAAAGGUCCGGAAGAAUUUUUGUACCAUCGCGUUAUUACGAUUUCACUUGUAUAUGGUAAUCAUUAUGUGAUGGUACAAUUAGAAGGAGAUUGUCCGCUGCCUACCAUUUCAGCUUUCUGGAUCCGCCACAAAGCCCCAUGUGCAGUUGGAUGGGAAACUAUGUUCAUGUCACGUCUAGAACUUUAUAGACAACUGAAACCUUACAAUCCUGAAACACCUUUUAUAACUAUAGAGGAUUGUUAG
Lactuca sativa (garden lettuce) is the source of this 798-nucleotide messenger RNA. RefSeq lists its product as uncharacterized. The record is from RefSeq and is a predicted model, not a curated record. NCBI's taxonomy places the organism in Eukaryota, Viridiplantae, Streptophyta, Magnoliopsida, Asterales, Asteraceae.